This is a messenger RNA of Nymphalis io (European peacock), 5779 nucleotides long. It is a transcript of the gene Efa6, whose product is annotated as PH and SEC7 domain-containing protein. NCBI's taxonomy places the organism in Eukaryota, Metazoa, Arthropoda, Insecta, Lepidoptera, Nymphalidae. The transcript is spliced from 20 exons. Gene Ontology annotation, molecular function: protein binding; guanyl-nucleotide exchange factor activity; phospholipid binding. The coding region runs from base 754 to 3138 and encodes 794 amino acids. Gene Ontology annotation, biological process: regulation of ARF protein signal transduction. The record is from RefSeq and is a predicted model, not a curated record.
GCGCGGCAAGCGCUCGUGUUGGCUCGGCAUUCACUGCGCUCCCGCAAUUUCGAUGCAAUAAGUUAUCUCUGAGAAGAUUUUUUGUUCUCCUCGCAUCGUUGGAGCCAUACCAUCUUGAACCAUACUCGACGUCACUAUAUUUAUCAGCGUCUAGUUUUUAGCGGCCAAGACUAGUUGUGAAAUGUCAGUGAGUGAAUCAUUUAAAUCAAGAGGAAGUGACGAUACCGACUGUUGUCCUUAUUGAAGUUUAGUGAAUUUUUAGUUUUGUAAAGAAAGCUGUUUCUCGUGGCCUAGUGCGGUAUAAUUAUAUAUAAAAUAUACUAUGACUGCAAAAUGUAAUAUUAAUGUCGCCAGCGAGCCCGUUUUUGAUGGCAGAAAUUCAAAGUUGAAGCGGGAGACGUAUUGCUCAAGGUCAAUGGGACCGAUGUGAACCGGUUCACAACCCGAGAAGUUCUAAAAUGCUUGCGACUAUCGUCGGAUCCCGUCACUUUACGGUUAAAGAAGGACCCACAGAUCAAAGCGAACGUGAGGCGCUAUCUGUCCGCCGCCGCAGAGCGUCGCACUAGCGGGCCCCAGCGCACGAAACACGAUAAAUCAGGAUCACCGCCGUCGAGUAAUUCGAACAGCAACUCGUCGAGUAACUCGUCGAGCAACGGGUCGGGUGUUCAGUCCGGAGAAAGUUGCGAGGCGCUGUUGGCGGAGGACCGGGCCGAGCGGCGACCGCGCGUCACUCAGCCUAAAUUCGAGGCUUAUAUGAUGACCGGCGACCUCAUACUCAAUCUGUCCCGGGUUGAGCAUCCGCACCACAACCACCACGCCCCGACACACCGCACACACUACCACAGAUAUAAUUCAACGCCCGCCUCGCCGAGUGAAAACCGACUGGCCGCUCGUGUUGAACUCUCACAACGUCAUAACUCUUCGCCCGAUACGGGAUACAUCGGAGACCAUGCCAGUAAAAUGUUUAACUCGCAGCCCGCGUCUCCAGCGGGAGGAAAUGCUGCCUCUGGCGAGAUGGCGACACGCGCGCAACAUAUCGUACGAACUUCGAGAUCAGAAGAUCACUUACAGUUCCAGAAGGAGUCGUCGCUGAGCGCGGUGGCGGUGGACAUGGAGGAGGACGUGACGUCAUCGCUGAACACGCUGCUGGACGCGCGGCCCGACUCCGCCACGCCCGCGCCGCGCUCCGACUCCGACGAGCGCGACAGGAUCGUAUGGACGUACAAUGCACCGAUAUCUCAAUGUAACGGAUCGGCAGCCACAUCGAAUUCGACCUCCAUCUCAGAUGGAAUAUCACAGCGGUCGUCGUCCCCGCUGUCGCCGACGUCGGCGUCGUGGUCGGCGCUGUCGCCGCGCGCCACGCCGCCGCACCGCGCCGCGCUGGCGCCGCACCACCACCGCCCGCUCAACGGUGAUAUGAGUUUAUCGGAAGCGGUAUCAAAUAUAUCUAGUCCGGAUUAUCAAGAUCAAGACGACAUGUUCGACACGGGCAGGGAAUGUCCCAGAAUGGAACUAUCCGACCCGUCCGACUCCGAUUCCACAAUACUAGUCUCCGAACCCUGCCACAAAAGAGCAAAGUCAAAUUCUACCUACUCAGAUCACGGAAGCGACGUCACGCUCAACGGAGAUCACAGUAAGGACUAUAGAAUAGUCAUACAAGUGAAGGGGCCAGAGAAACAGAACGCGAAUACGAAUGAUAAUGUAAAUAAUAAUAACAAUAGUAACUACGCACAAAAUGGUAAAGAAAAUGGACACAACUCGCCCGAAAAUCAAGGCUAUCAGGAGUUGUGCAGCGGGUCAGACGCCGGAUCCGACGAGGGCUCGGACGGAGACUCGCUGCAUUCGUUCCACUACAGUCCGAAGGCCGUAGACAUACCCUCCGCCGAGCGACUCGCCAAACGACUGUAUCACCUCGAUGGGUUCAAGAAGUCAGAUGUGUCGAGGCAUUUAAGUAAAAACAAUGAAUUCUCGCGAGCCGUAGCGGAAGAGUAUGUGAAACACUUUGAAUUCAGCGGUACGACGCUGGACGAGGCGUUGAGGACAUUCUUAGCUCGUUUCGCACUUAGCGGCGAGACACAGGAAAGAGAACGAGUCCUCGUACAUUUCUCUCGUCGAUACCUCGAGUGUAACCCUGGGGCUUUCAAUUCGCAAGACGCGGUCCACACGCUGACCUGCGCUAUAAUGCUGCUGAACACGGACCUGCACGGGUGCGGCGGCGGCGGCACGUUCCGCCGCAUGUCGUGCGCGGAGUUCAUCGAGAACCUCGCCGAGCUCAACGACGGAGACAACUUCCCGCGGGACACCCUCAAGCAUCUCUACCACGCGAUACGCAACCAGCCGCUACAGUGGGCACUUGACGUGGAGGUGGCUCCUUCUAGCGGUGAAAACCGUUCCUCUGCGCCGGUGGGUAGUAACCCUUUCCUGGACUUGCCUGACCAAAGUCGCGCUAUCGAGUACAAAAAAGGCUAUGUUAUGCGGAAAUGUUGCUUUGACGCUAACGGAAAAAAGACACCUUUUGGUCGACGAGGUUGGAAAAUGUUCUACUGUACUUUGCGAGAUCUAGUCCUAUACCUGCACAAAGAUGAACAUGGUUUCCGGCGGAGUCAAAUGUCAGACAACCUACACAACGCAAUCAGAAUACAUCACGCGCUAGCAACGAAAGCCACGGACUACACAAAAAAACAACAUGUAUUCAGAUUACAAACUGCCGAUCAAGCAGAAUAUCUUUUUCAAACAAGUGACUCAAAAGAGCUGUGCUCAUGGGUGGAGACUAUAAACUUCGUCUGCGCGGCAUACUCCGCGCCCCCACUAGCUGGAGCUGUGGGUUCGCAACGCAAGUUCCAACGACCUCUGUUGCCUUGCACACACACCAAAUUAUCUAUGCGGGAGCAGCUAGCGGACCACGAAGAGCGAGCUGCGCGCCUGGAAGAGGAGUUGGCGGCUCUGAGGCAUGCGCGCGAUCAUCCACACGCUCAUCGCGAUAAAGAUCAUUACCUCGUGCAUGAGAUUAAGAGGUAUCGCACUUACGCAUACGUGAUGCGGAUGCGUGGUGGCGGUGCGGGGGCCGAAGAAAACGCGCCCGCGCUUCCCGAACGCACAGCGUCGCAUGCACAACAUGCGCAGAACCCGCCGCCCUGACGCGCCAUGGCAUUGUUUGCCGCCUGCGUGCUCUGAUGCUAUCACCCCUCCCGCGCACCUCGUGCGAACCCCUCUCGCUCGCCCCGUUCUCCUAACACAAGCUACGGUUGGAUUGAUUAAUGAUGUAGUACUACAUAUAUAUGUAUAUUAACUCACAAGCGAGCGUGUUUCGCGUGUUUGAUCAAUAGUGAUAAAUGGAUUGCCCAUUUUCGAUCAUAAUGGCAACAUAAGUGCGCGUGAGAGUGAAACCAAAGUGUCACAGACGAUGCCCACCUAAAUUCAGUGUUAAUGAAUGUGUGUAUAGUGAUUUAAUGUGUUUUCAUUAUUACUGAAGUCAGAAUCUAAGUGACUCUUAUUAUCUUUCAUUAUUAACGGAUAUCAAGUUGUUAUUAAAGCAAGUAUAAUAAUACAAAAGAGGGAUGGUAAAAAUACCUCACUUUUACAAAAUUUUAGAGUCACCCUAGUAAAACUAUAAUCUUACACAUGCAAUAAACAUUUUAAAAAGUGAUAUAUUGGUAGGAUGAAGUAAUAAAAUGAUAUGUAAAUUGACAUUAACUAAUUCUUUAAAGGUAAAUUAAAACUUAUAAAUAUAUAACUUCUACAGUGAUAUAAUUUUGAUGCAGCAAGAGCUCAACGGAAAUCCCCUGUGCUAGUCUGUAACAAAAUUAAAACAAAAUAUAUAGUUGUGUUGUUAAAUCACAUAAAAUUCCUUUUAAUCUCAACAUAUAUAUGUUUACAAGUAAUUUAUAUAUAAAAGGUAUUGCAAUCGAUUAUAAAAUUAAUGUGUAAGUUGUUAUUUUUUAUUUCUCUUGAAUUUAAUUUAUGAUCUGUAUAAUGUUAUAUUUAGUAUCAAUUUUAUAUUUAUCACUGUAGUGAAAAGGAUUUUUAAGCAUUUCAGAAUACUUUAAAAAAGCUAAUAUCAAUGUUAUAAAGUAAAUAUAGAUAUUUAUAUUAAAUAUAAUCAUCUCCGAGGAAACACUCAAUUGUCUAUAUGGAAUAGUUCAGCUGAAUGGAAGCAAAUGUUAUUAAAUAAGAUUUAAAAAAAUCUUCAAUAUUUUUUUUGUGAAUUGUAACUUUUUUAAGACAAAAUAUUAAUUCAACUCGGCCAUAAGACUGAAUGGUAUAUACACACUACAUUCCAUUACUGGUAACUAACUAGUUUGGACAGAUGCACAAAAUUACAAUAACUUAAUUAAAAUCUAGUGGUAACCAUUUUUAUGGUGACAUACACCGAUCAGUAUCUUUAUUGCUCAUUAAAAAAAAAACGAUCACCAUAAAUUCAUAGCCCUUGAAUUUUUCAUAUUUAUUUGGUUAUCAGUUUUUCAAAUUUGCAGAAAUGUUAUUAUUUCAAAAAAACCUUUUUAGAGUACUCUGUUUGUUUUUGGAUGUAGUUAUUAUUAAAUUGAUAUUCUUUAUUUUGUUUCUUACAUAUAAAAUUGAGUAACACCAUAAAAUAAGUAUUUUUUUUAAAUGAGUAUGCAAUUUAUAAUAUAGCCUACUCAUCUAGUCUUGUCUUCCUUCAAUAAUCGCUUUUAAGAUUUCAUUCUAUGCAAAUGAAAAAGCACUGAAGGAAAUGAUGUUCUACAGUUGAAGCUUACACUUUAAAACUACAUAAAUUAUAUUGUAAUGUUCUAUAUUGUGAAAAGAAACCAUAAAAUGUAUGUGCUUAUCAAAAAGUAUUAUUACUUUAAAAUUAUGCAUUAGUUUAAAGUAAUUUGCCCCAAUAUAUUGAUAUUCUAAAAAGUAAUGCUCUAUUAAAUGUUAAUUCAAUAAGUAAAGGUAGAAAAAUCAUGAGAUAUGGUCUUGAGUCAUUCAUAAUGCAUAAUGAUGCUAUUUAUAUUUUUUUUUGUAAAUUUCAUACUUAAUCGAUUAUGGUUAAUUCAUUAAUGGCAUUAGGCUAGAGGUUUAUAUGCUUUAAAUGUUCUCUCUAUUUAAAAUUUAAACAUGAAUUUCAUAUAAUAAUAAUAUGAUGUAAAAAUUAUUUAUCAUUCCAUUUGUUUGUUGUUACAAAAUUAAUUAUAACAGAACAUUCUGUUGUGAUAAAAUAUUUACUUACUUUGGAUAAGUUAUGCUUUAAUGCUUUCACUUAGGUGUAAUCAGUAUGUUACUUGACUUAGGGUGAAUUUAUAACAAUAUUGUAAAUAGAUUUUAAAGUGUUGAGACUGAUAAGUGAAGUUAUUUAUUUCUUAUAUAAAUCAACCAGUGUCAAAUCUUGGGGCUCAUGUAACUUAAGCCUAGGAUAUCAAAAUCUUGAAAUUGUAUAUUAAUUAUAAUUUAAAAAAAAUCGAAGGAAUCUGAAAAACACUAUAAUGUAUACUAUUUUAAAACAACUUUCAUAAAUCGGGCUUUAUUAAUUAUUUACUUGAUUUUUUCAAGAUAACAUCAUACUGCAAUUAAAGUAUGAUGAAUAUCAGUAAGCAUAUUAUGUUGAGUUGCUGUUGAAGCUUGUACAAUUAUUUGUUUAUUACACUUUAUUUUUUUAUGAUCAAAUUUACAUUAUAUAAUAAAAAAUAAAUGUAGAUACAUGGAGUAUAUUAGUGGCAAAGCAAAUAUAACUUUAUACUACACUACUACUCUAAAACUAAAUUGCCUAAACAAAUUGUCAAUAAAUCAUUGUUUUUUAAGUUUUAUUUGCAAUUUA